Messenger RNA from Zychaea mexicana, 1835 nucleotides. Its product is annotated as major facilitator superfamily domain-containing protein. Gene Ontology annotation, cellular component: membrane. The coding region runs from base 1 to 1809 and encodes 602 amino acids. The record is from RefSeq and is a predicted model, not a curated record. The transcript is spliced from 5 exons. Gene Ontology annotation, molecular function: transmembrane transporter activity. NCBI's taxonomy places the organism in Eukaryota, Fungi, Mucoromycota, Mucoromycetes, Mucorales, Lichtheimiaceae.
AUGUACGCACUUUUCUAUGGAGUACUUUCGUCCGUACCUCCAUACCUUCAGCUCUACUAUCAUGAUGCCCUAGGUUUCUCGUCUGAUCAAAUCGGGUUUGUCCUGGCUAUUGCACCGUUUAUUCAGUCCCUUGCUUGUCCACUGUGGACCAGUCUUGUGGAUCGACGACCCAAGUUUCAUGGUGCAGUCAUGGCACUUACGAGCUUCGUCGGUGGGCUUGCCGUCAUGGGAAUCAUGGUACUAGGCCAUAUCAUUUCAGCAUCCAACAAGAGGAACGAUCAAUAUAUACCACCACCUCAGUCACCACAGCAGCUACUAGUAGCAACUGGAGCACUCAUCUAUCGAGACGAAGACUCGAAAAGCGACAGCAGUGGCGGUGAUUUUGCGGCAAUGACAACGAUGACGAUGGUGAUCCAGCAACCACCGCAACUCGAUAAUCAUACCGUUGUGUGGCUCAUUUCCAUUCUCUCACUAUUGAUUGCAUUCUUCACUCUACCCAAUGUAUCAUUAGUCGAUAGUGCAGUGAUGAAAAUCCUGGGUCCAAACAAAAUCUUAUAUGGCAGCCUGGAUGUCCUGUUUUGGGUGUUUGGUGUUUCGACAGUGGCCUUCAUCGUUUGUGCUCUCAUGACUAAGGUCACUGAUGAUUAUGUGCAAGUACCAAUAAUGUCAUCGAGUGAACCAGAGUAUCAGUACGAUGAGGAUUCACCAGCAGCAGUAUCAUACUCUCCUUCUCAAGGUCAUCGUUCUACAAUGCUUACAAUUGACGGCGGUCUCAUAGAAAACCUAGAAAGUGAUGCCGAGCGAACAUUGCGUGUCGGCAGUCAUCCAGGGAGUCACCAGCAAGAAGAGGAGAAGCUAUUACAACAGUACAACAGCAACAACUACCAAACGAUUUCAGCCUUUCACGAUAACGAUAAUGACGAUGACGGCGAUGGUGGUCACGGGACAACUACAUUCAACAACAACAACAACAACAAGCUUUUCAGACCGAAAAGCAGACACUCGAUCAUAUCGACUGCUCAUACACUACGCGAAGAAGCUGACGAACAACUAGACCGUAGCAACAACAAUCUUGAUCUCAGCUUAGCGAUCUCAAGGGUGACUUCGACUGAACAUUCACUGGGCGCUGGUGUGAUUGGUGCUGCUGGUGGAGAAUCUUCAGCUGAAGAAUCUGGGCUGCUAGUGGACCGGGUGCCUGAAACACAGGAAUUAUUCAAAUCGCCACGAGUGCUCUGUUUUCUGACGACGACAUUACUGUUUGGUGUUGUUUUAUCCAUGAUUGUCAAUUUUCUGUUCUUGUUUUUAAAUCGUGAUCUGCACACUCCAAAAAGUUGGAUUGGGUGGACUGGACCUUUAGGUGGCAUUACCGAGCUAUUAUGCUUUUGCUUUUCAAAGCAGAUGACGGAAUGUUUAGGAACUACUGGUCUUGUCAUUGUUGCGCACGCUGCAACAAUAAUUCGUUGCUUAGCCUAUACAAUCUUACCACCGGAUACAUUGACAACAAACAUUAGUGCGCUGUUGCUGCAAACACUCCAUGGUAUCGGCUUUGGUAUAUUUUGGGGAACUGCAGUUAGUGAAAUGGACUCACUCUUCCCACCUACACAGAGGGCUAUGGCGCAGGGGAUUCUGGGUGCCUUACAUGCUGGCCUUGGCACAGGACUCGGGGCCUUCAUUGGAGGUUACCUUUAUGAGUACUUUGGGGCUGUUUGGCUAUUUCGAUCGGCGGCUGGACUUGCGUGUAUCAGUAUAUCAAUUUUUUGUGUGGGUCGAUUAAAGCGGUUCGACACUACAUAUAAAUCUAUCCACUAAUUUCUAUUGCUAACUGUUGUGUUUAU